AUGUUGAUACACAAAAUCUUCACCGUUGCAUUUCCGUUGGCAUCCUUUUCUUUCUUUCUAACUUGUCAAGCUCGUCCGGUUGAGGAACUAGCAUACAUAAAGCGACAUGUUUCCGAAUUAGAUGAUUCUUACGAUUUCAUUAUCGUUGGUGGUGGGACAGCUGGAAUCACCGUUGCAGACCGGCUAUCUGAGGACUCAAGAAACAGUGUAUUGGUAGUAGAAUAUGGCUAUAUCGACCCAAGUCCAGACAUCCUUAUGCCCGCGCCGGCAAACAAUGACCGCUACUUGCCUAGAUUCUACAACUAUUCUUCUGUGCCGCAAACUGAAUUGAACAAUGCAACGACAAUUGUGUAUGCAGCCGCGAUAGUAGGAGGGGGUUCAGCAGUUGACCAUAUGAUGUUCGACCGAGGGUCUGCUGAUGACUAUGAUAAUUGGGAGAAACUGCAGAAUCCUGGCUGGGGCUGGAAGGGACUUCUUCCGUACUUCCAAAAGAGCGUAACAUUCAUUCCACCAACUCUUGCUCAGCAAAAAGAAUUUGGCUAUACAUACGACGAGUCUGCUUAUGGUGGCCAUGGGCCCAUCUAUGCCAGCUAUCCUCCAUUCCAAUGGCCUCAGCAGAAGACUCAAUGGAACUCCUGGCUCGAUUUGGGGGUCAAAGCUACCAAGGAGGGGGCUGGGGGUCAAGCUUUAGGACUCUUCUGGAUCCCAAGUGCUCUAGAUCCUAAGAACGAGACUCGCUCUUACGCAAAGAGUGGCCACCAUGAUCGAGCCGUAAGAAGAGAGAACUAUCAUUUACUGACUGGCUACAAAGCACGCGAGAUUUCAAUUUCUCGCUCUCAGGCAGAAGGCGUCAAAAUUCAGGCACGAGAUGGUAGUGAUAAGACUUUUACCAAUGUGAAAGCAAACCAAGAAGUCAUCAUAGCUGCAGGUUCCUUCGGAAGUCCUGCACUGUUGCAGCGAAGUGGCAUUGGCCCCAAAGGUUUGUUGAAGAAGGCUGGUAUCGACGUUAAAUUGGAUCUUCCUGGCGUCGGUCAGAAUUUGCAGGACCAUGCCGCCUCGGUGUUGGUUUAUAUAUAUGCAAGCAAUACUGUACCAAACUCUCAGACGGCUGCAACGAACGCAACUUUUGCUGCGCAAGUUCAAGCUCUAUAUUACCAGAACCGUACAGGUCCUCUGACCGUAGGAUAUGGUAAUAGUGUCGUGUUCCUUCCCCUGCAGACUUUCGACACCAACUAUAAGGGAGUAGUUGCAAAUCUGUCAGCACAGAACUCUCUCGCUUUUCUUCCAUCCGGCUAUGAAAUUUCACUUAAGCAAGGCUACGCGGCCCAAAAGAAACUUCUUCUUGCAUCGUAUAGUUCGAAGUCAUCGGCAAUGCUCGAGGUAUUUUUUAAUGGUGAUCCCACUGUGGUAAACGUUUUGCAGAAACCAAUGUCCCGUGGAUCAGUCUACAUCAAUAUCACCGAUCCAUUUGGCGACCCGCUGAUAGAUCCAAGGGUUUUCUCCAAUCCUGUUGAUAUGGAUAUAGCCGUCUCGAUGUACAAAUACACACGCAAAUGGUUUCAAACUCCAAGCCACGCAACUCUAACGCCUUUUGAGAUACUGCCUGGCAGCUCCGUGAUUAGCGAUGAAGAUAUCAAAGCUGCGAUACGGCAGUUUUCAACACCAACUAUUGGUCAUGCAUUGGGAACGUGUGCUAUGAUGCCGUUAGAAAUGGGAGGUGUGGUUGAUUCAGAACUCUUAGUACAUGGGAUCAAGAGACUGAGCGUUGUAGACGCUUCAAUCAUGCCGCUUGCACCCGCUACACAUUUGGAUGCUACUGUCUAUGCGGUUGCCGAGAAGGCGGCUGAUUUGAUCAAGAGACGAGCCAGAUGA
Glarea lozoyensis ATCC 20868 is the source of this 1872-nucleotide messenger RNA. Its product is annotated as FAD/NAD(P)-binding protein. The record is from RefSeq and is a predicted model, not a curated record. Gene Ontology annotation, biological process: secondary metabolite biosynthetic process. Bases 1 to 1872 code for a protein of 623 amino acids. The transcript has 8 exons. Gene Ontology annotation, molecular function: flavin adenine dinucleotide binding; oxidoreductase activity, acting on CH-OH group of donors. Lineage: Eukaryota; Fungi; Ascomycota; Leotiomycetes; Helotiales; Helotiaceae.